AAUAUUGAAAUAAUCUAGAAUGGUUUUACAAAAUAUAUUAGAUAUUCCCCCUUUAACAAGAGUAAUCAUAAUAAGUAGUGUGUUAUUGAGUUAUGCAACAUAUGUUUAGUAUUUGAAACCCUCAAACCUAUAUUUAAAUUUUAAAUUAGCCUUUUCAGAUUAAUUUUAAGUAAAUAGCAAAAUAUCAAAGAUUAGCCAUGGAGAGCAUUAACGAGCAUAUUAUAUUUUGGGGAUUUAGAUUUAAUAACAAUAUUGCGUUUAUUUUUUUUGUAAAUAUUGAAUAGUGAGAAAUAGUCAAUCAAUUUCAUCUUCUUUAGAAUUACAUACUUUUAGAGGAUUUGCAAAUUACUUAUACUAUUUGUUAUUAAAUUUCAUAACAAUAACUUUGAUUGGAUUAUGGUUGAAUGAACAUUCAUUAACAGAAUACUUUAUGGAAGCUUUGAUGUAUGUUUGGGGAAGAUAAAAUUAAGAAAGACCUUUAUUAUGUAAGUAAUUGUGUUUAAAUAGUUAUGUUUGUAAUACCAAUAAAAGCUCAAUAUAUGGUUUGGUUUUUUAUAUUCUUGAAUAUAAUAUCAGGAAGAUCAAUAUAAUCUAAUUUAAUAGGAGCAUUAAUUGGACAUACAUAUUAUUAUUUUGCAUUUGUAGUACCAAAGUUACCUAGAUUUUAAGGAUUGUAAAUAUUAAGUACUCCAAAUUUUUUGUAAGGUCAUUUAAUAAAUUUAGAUUAAAAAUUUGUAGAAACUUUGAUAGAUAGAAUGAUGGAAGAUGAAUUAAAUAAUAG
This is a messenger RNA of Paramecium sonneborni, 781 nucleotides long. The record is from the annotation of a GenBank genome assembly. Lineage: Eukaryota; Ciliophora; Oligohymenophorea; Peniculida; Parameciidae.